Messenger RNA from Oncorhynchus gorbuscha (pink salmon), 4440 nucleotides. RefSeq names its product dual specificity tyrosine-phosphorylation-regulated kinase 1A-like. The record is from RefSeq and is a predicted model, not a curated record. The coding region runs from base 699 to 3020 and encodes 773 amino acids. Gene Ontology annotation, biological process: peptidyl-serine phosphorylation; protein autophosphorylation; peptidyl-threonine phosphorylation. NCBI's taxonomy places the organism in Eukaryota, Metazoa, Chordata, Actinopteri, Salmoniformes, Salmonidae. Gene Ontology annotation, cellular component: nucleus. Gene Ontology annotation, molecular function: transcription coactivator activity; protein serine/threonine/tyrosine kinase activity; ATP binding. The transcript is spliced from 12 exons.
CGUUCGUAUUCAGCCUCCAUUUUGUUAGCCACUUUCCUUUUCCCAAAAAAAUGUUUUACCUUCCCGACAGAAUAGUAAAUUCACUAAUCAUAGCAAUGACAGAAAUGGAUUCAAAUAAUCAAAAGGGUUGGUUAUAACGUAGCGGCUGUGCUACAACGGCGUUAAAUGAGUACGUUGGUGGGCUGUAGUUUAUAGUCUGCCCGGCCGGUUCGAUGCAAAGGUUUGGGAACACGCGCCAUUUUGUGAAAUAUACACAAAAAAGCCUUAAAGAGAACAGGGUCUUCAGGUUUGCAGUCGUCAUUUUUAAUCAUGAUUUGGAAGUAAUGCUACUCGUUACAAUUAAUGUCUCGAACAGCUAACAGUAUACAUGCCUAGCUGCAUCGAAAUGUUGGUUUCCCUAUGGUCAGACCGAAUACGUUUCCGCCGUUGACCGCGUUGGCGAGUUGACAGAGAGGCGCUGUUGAUUUGGAAAAAUAAUUGACAUCUAUUCAGAGGAGUGAGGGUUGUACGUUGGGAAAUCUGGGGGACUCUAUGGAGAAGAGACUGUAUCGCCGUAAGGCAUUGGGGAUUGUAAAUGAGGAUAUGUUUCUGGAAUAGGAAGACUGACAGCCAGCGACCAAGGAGAAGAGACUUCAGCAUGCAAACCUUCAUCUGUCCAGCUUGCUCCCUUGUUUUCGUUCCACGCUUCUGGGCUUCUGAUGGCUGCUCCCAUUCCCCAUUUGCACCAGCAGUACAGUGAGCAGCACCAACAGACUACUGACCCGUCUGUGCCGGCUCUGCCCCACAGCGGGCAGGCACAGCAGUCUAUUGCCAGCCAGGUGACCCCUGAUGUUGUCAUGUUACAGAGGCGCAUGCCACAGUGCUUUCGCGACCCGUCCUCGUCUCCCCUGAGGAAGCUCUCUAUUGACCUGAUCAAAACCUACAAAUGCAUCAAUGAGGUAUACUAUGCAAAAAAGAAGCGGAGACACCAACAUGUCCAGGGCGACGACUCCAGUCACAAGAAAGAGAGGAAGGUCUUCAACGACGGCUAUGAUGACGACAACUACGACUACAUCGUCAAAAACGGGGAGAAAUGGAUGGACCGCUACGAGAUCGACUCCUUGAUAGGCAAAGGCUCGUUUGGACAAGUUGUAAAGGCAUAUGACCGUGCAGAGCAGGAGUGGGUGGCAAUUAAGAUCAUCAAGAACAAGAAGGCUUUUCUUAAUCAAGCCCAGAUUGAAGUGCGGCUCCUCGAGCUCAUGAACAAACAUGACACGGAGAUGAAGUACUACAUAGUCUUUACUAUAGUAAUACCAGAAAGACCCCAAAACAUCUUGAUGGAAGUGUGCUACCUGCUAGCUACACAGGACCGCCCCGAUGUGUCUAAGUUGGUAGAGCAUGGCUUGCAGUGCCAGGGUUCUGGGUUCGAUUCCCACGGGGGACCAGUACGAAAAAGUAUUAACAUGUUUCACCUUAAGCGCCACUUCAUGUUCCGGAGCCACCUGUGCUUGGUGUUUGAGAUGCUCUCCUACAACCUGUACGACCUGCUGCGGAACACCAACUUCCGUGGCGUCUCACUCAACCUCACACGCAAGUUUGCCCAGCAAAUGUGCACAGCACUAUUGUUCCUGGCCACGCCCGAACUCAGCAUCAUCCACUGUGACCUGAAGCCCGAGAACAUCCUGUUGUGCAACCCCAAGAGGAGCGCCAUCAAGAUCGUGGAUUUUGGCAGCUCCUGCCAGCUGGGACAGAGGAUCUACCAGUACAUCCAGAGUCGCUUCUACCGCUCCCCAGAGGUGCUGCUGGGCAUGCCUUAUGACCUGGCCAUCGACAUGUGGUCCCUGGGCUGCAUUCUGGUGGAGAUGCACACCGGAGAGCCCCUCUUCAGUGGGGCCAAUGAGAUUGAUCAAAUUAACAAAAUAGUGGAAGUUCUGGGUGUCCCUCCCAAUUACAUAUUGGACCAGGCGCCCAAGGCCAGGAAGUUCUUUGAGAAGAUAUCGGACAGCACGUGGGGUGCAAAGAAGACCAAAGAUGGCAAAAGGUAUAAGCCGCCGGGCAUGCGGAAGCUGCACAGCAUCCUGGGUGUGGAGGCGGGGGGUCCUGGGGGGCGGCGGGCGGGUGAGUCUGGCCAUGCUGUCGCUGACUACUUGAAGUUCAAGGAUCUGAUCCUUCGGAUGCUGGACUACGACCCCAAGAGCCGCAUCCAGCCCUACUACGCCCUGCAGCACAGCUUCUUCAAGAAGACUGCGGAUGAGGGAACCAACACGAGCAGCAGCGUGUCCACCAGCCCUGCACUGGAGCAGUCCCAGUCCUCUGGAACCACCUCCAGCACCUCCUCCAGCUCAGGAGGGUCGUCUGGCACGAGCACCAGUGGGCGGGCGCGCUCGGACCCAACACAUCAGCACCGGCACAGCGGAGGUCACUUCAGUGCCGUGCAGGCCAUGGACUGCGAAAAUCUCUUCCGACAGGCGAGGCAGCCGCUCCCUCCCCCAGUUGGCUGGGCAGGUGGCAAAGGGGCGCAGACAGUGACAGUGGAGACCCACCCCGUCCAGGAAACCACCUUUCACGUGCCUCCCCAGGCGCCCAAGGCCAUCCACCCCUUGGCCCCCGGCAACAGCUCCUCCGCCCACCAUCACCACGGACACCAUCAACCCCACCACCCCCAUGGACAGCAGGGCCUGUUUGCGCGGUCCCACCUCUACCACUCCCCUAUCAACAGUGCCUCCACAGAGAACUCAGUGGAGGUGGUGCACGGCCACCUGUCUAUGACCUCCCUGUCUUCCUCCUCCUCCUCCACAUCUUCCUCCUCCACCGGGACCCAGGGGAACAAGGCUUACCAGCUGCGCCCGCUCCCUGCCAACGCAGCCGUGGACUUUGGCCAGAACGGCAGAAUGGGACUGGGUGCCUUCUCCAACCCCAGACAAGAGACUGGGAUGGCGGGCCACCCCACCUACCCCAUGGGCAUGAGACAAGGGAUAGACGGGGAGGAGUCGCCCAUGGCAGGAGUCUGUGUACAGCAGAGUUCUGUCGCCAGUUCGUGACUAAACUGAGAAUGUUUUUUUUUUGAAGGUGGUGAGUUUUUAUUUCAACAAAAAAAAGUGCGUAAAGAAUCAAAAAAGCUGCUUUAAACUAGAGGGGGAGAUUAUCACUUACACUCUACCACAGUGCAAAGCCCACCAUUUCUCCAACUCCUCCCCAUGUCACCCUUGGGUUUCUCUCUUCACUUUGGUUUCAAAUGGGAUUAUUCGCUCCACCAUUUUCAGUGUUCACAGGGAAUUAGAUUUUUACUGCAAAAGUUCUUGCAUAAUAUACUUCACAACAGUACUGAAACAUCCAUUCAUUUCACAUACAACUCUCACUCGACUGCAUGGUUUGCAUUAUUCCUUGUUCUUGUCAGCCGAGAGCUUAGAAGUCUGUGGAUAGAAAAUCACGUAGACAUUAUUUGUUAACGGCUAUUUAGUAAAGGAAUUGUUACAGCACCAUAACAUUUCCAGAAACUCCUAUCCACACAUUUGCACUUUUUUCCAUAUUCGGCAAGAAUAAUUUUCUCUGGAUUUAUAUUCUCAUUUGAAUUUUUCUGUUCUGUUGUACAAUCCCACCUGUGAGCUGUGAGACAUGAAGUGUAUGCUACAAAGCAGGAUCAAUGAGUUAGCUAACUUUUAUAAACAACCAGGUUGUUGUCAUUAGACCAUUUCCAUUUAAAGCUUCUUCUUUUUAUUUUUUUAAAUAAGUUAAUAUUUAGGCAUGUUGGCUGGCUAACUCAUUGAUCCUGCUUUGUAGUAUACCGGUCCAUAGAGUGGCAGAGGAUUGAAGCAUUAUACAGGGAGUUUCCAUCUCGCUGGGUUUGUUUCUUUGAGAGGAAUGUGGAUGCGCUGCGCGGGGGGCCAGCCAUGUACAGCUGUGCAGCAGAGUGCCAUGCUGGGAGGCCCCAGGCAAGUACAGGUGGGCCCUCCUAGCCCUCCCCUGGACUUGAAAAAGGCCACACUGAAGAGAUGUACUUAGGAGCAGUGGCCAGGGCCGAGCCACACAAAACCUACAGUACAGUUGUCCAGGCAGUGUCCGUUUUUUUAGAUAACUCUUUGGCCUUAUGUUUUUUUGGGACUCUCAAAUUAAGGGUGGGGGGUGGGGAAAGAAGCUGGACAUUAUUGUUUAAAUGAGAAAAUAGCUUUCUAUUUUUGAAGUUUGGGUAUAAAACAAACAAUUCUUAAAAAAGAAAAAGUAGAAAAAACGUGUUUUGAGAAUGGUAAUUUGAGGCCUUUAACUAAAACGUGUUUUGAGAAUGGUAAUUUGAGGCCUUUAACUAAAAUGUGUGACUUGCGAGGUCCAGUGAUUGCCGGGCCUUGUAUGUUCACAGAAGUAUUUUUGUUGCAAGAUGGAUGGAAUUGGCUAUGACUGUCCCUUCCAACUUUUUACCUGUUUUUUCAGCAUGUGGUUCCUCCAACAGAGCUUCUGCAAAAAUGU